Molecule: messenger RNA, 582 nt
Organism: Trypanosoma cruzi
Lineage: Eukaryota; Euglenozoa; Kinetoplastea; Trypanosomatida; Trypanosomatidae
Product: mucin TcMUCII, putative
Exons: 1
Coding region: 1-582 (193 amino acids)
Source: RefSeq, a predicted model, not a curated record
AUGAUGACGUGCCGUCUGCUGUGCGUCCUGUUGGUGCUCGCCCUGUGCUGCUGCCCGUCCGUCUGCGGGAUAACAAGUGAAGAUACAACUGGCAAAGCUGGAGAAGAAUCCGAUCAAAAGGAUAAAAAGCCAGCGAAACCAGGUGGGGUGACGGAUUCGCAGAGUACUUCCUCUUCGCCACCGACAGGAGAGGAGGAGGAAAGGAAGGAGGAACAGGAAACAAGUACGCCGACUCAUACGUCACAGGAAACGGCUACAAUAACCGAAACGCCACAGUCACAAACUACUUCCAAUAAUACACAGGAUCAAGAUGGUGGCAAGUCUAAAGGACGGACAGAACAUACGAAUACCGUUACGGCAGAUGAACAAAAGAAGGCCGUCGCACCAAGUACGACCACGACAACCACUAGAACAACGACUACUACAACUACGAGUACCACGAGUACAGAGGCGCCAACUACGACGACCACCCGCGCACCGUCACGUCUUCAUGAAAUCGACGGCAGCCUCAGCAGCUCUGCGUGGGUGUGUGCCCCGCUGGUGCUCGCCGCAUCCGCGCUGGCGUACACCACUGUGGGCUGA